Messenger RNA from Ornithorhynchus anatinus (platypus), 1530 nucleotides. It is a transcript of the gene OMA1, whose product is annotated as OMA1 zinc metallopeptidase. The record is from RefSeq and is a predicted model, not a curated record. Gene Ontology annotation, biological process: protein quality control for misfolded or incompletely synthesized proteins; mitochondrial protein processing. Gene Ontology annotation, cellular component: mitochondrial inner membrane. The transcript is spliced from 8 exons. NCBI's taxonomy places the organism in Eukaryota, Metazoa, Chordata, Mammalia, Monotremata, Ornithorhynchidae. The coding region runs from base 106 to 1275 and encodes 389 amino acids. Gene Ontology annotation, molecular function: metalloendopeptidase activity.
GAGUUUUGAAGUACUUAAUGAUGACGGUGAUAUUUGUUAGGCGCUCUUUCCAGGCGCCCCGGUGACGGGGUUCUCCGCCUUCCAGGACCGCGAGGCCCGGGGAAGAUGAGCGUCGUCGUCCGGCUGCUGCGGGCGGCCUCCGGGAGCUCCUCGGCGGGCGGCGUCCCCCCGGGGGGCGCCCGGGCCUUCCGCCCGUCCGGGGGGCGGCGGGCCCUUCCCGGGCCUCUGCUGUGGCUCGUCCUGAAGCCCGCGCAGAAGCUCCUGGCCGUCCUGGUGGGCAGGAGCCUGCGGCGUCGAUGGCGGGCCCUGCCCCCGGCCCGGCGGCGGAGCUGGAGGCGGAGGGGGCUGCUGGGGGCCGCCGUCCUGGGAGGCCUCGCGGCCGCCGUCCACGCCGCGCGCCUGCGGGACGACCCGCUCGCCGGCCGCCGCCGGCUCCUCCUCUUCCCCAACGAGCGCUUCCGCGCCCUCGCCCAGAUGGAGUACCGGAUGUGGAAGGAAGAAUUUGGGGCGAAGAUGUUACCCGAGCACGAUCCGCGCCACGCGACCGUCCGGGAGGCGGUCGGCCGCCUGGCCCGGGCCAACCGAGACGUCCCCGGCCUCUCCGACUUCGACUGGGUCGUCCACGUGGUGGAGGAGCCCAGCGUCAACGCCUUCGUCCUCCCGAACGGGCAGGUGUUCGUGUUCACCGGGCUGCUCGACGCCGUGUCCGACGUCCACCAGCUGGGCUUCCUCCUGGGGCACGAGCUGGCCCACGCCGUGCUCGGACACGCGGAGGAGAAGGCCGGCCUGGCCCGCCUGGUGGACCUGAUCGCUCUCGUCUCGCUCGCGGCCCUCUGGGCCCUGUGUCCGCAGGACGGCCCGGCGUUGCUGGCCCAGUGGAUCCAGUCGAAGCUCCGAGAGUACACGUUCGAGCGGCCGUACAGCAGGAUGUUGGAAGCGGAAGCCGACAGGGUGGGGCUGCGGCUGGCGGCCAAGGCGUGCGUGGACGUGCGGGCCAGCUCGGUGUUCUGGCGGCAGAUGGAGCUGGCGGCCGCCGCGCGGGGCAAGGCCCGCCUCCCCCGGUGGCUGUCCACCCACCCGGCCCACGCCGACCGGGCGGAACGGCUCGACGCGCUCAUCCCCGAGGCCAUCCGCCUCCGGGAGAGCUGCGCGUGCCCCCCGCUGUCCGGCCCGGACCCCCGCCUCGUCUUCAGGCUGAGCGUGAGGCAGCUGCCGGACGCCCGCCCGGCCGAAGGAGCGGGAGCCGGCGGGCCGGCCCGGGGACGCCGGAUCUGAGCCCGUGGUUUUCCCGCCGGCGCCGGCCUCCGCCGGGAGGAGGACCGGGGAGGAGCCGCCCCCCCGCGCGCCCGCCGGGGGACCCGGAGACCCCGGCCCGGCUCCCCGGAGGUCCGCCGGCGGAACGAAGAGGAGCCGUCCCUCGGGCCCGCGCCUCCGCCGUCCAUCCCGAGCCCGAGGCGGCCGGCGGCCCCCGCCUGACACCCUCUGCGAUAAACGGAGAAGCGGCGCGGCCGGCCGGGGGACCCGGGUUCC